GCAGAUUUCGUGACAAUCUCCCCAUCAUCAAGCAACGUUCCCAACAAAUUGCCCCUCGUCACGCCAAUAUUUAGCAAAAGGCUUAACAGUCUGGUACACUGCGGUCUAACAGCCACUGAACACUUCGAGUAGAUAAAAAAAACACUGGGCUUUCGUCCAAAGGAACAUAAUUACCGUGAUAUAAACGUUGAUCAGGAUAGUGAACACCUAGUGCACCACUAGAACAUCCUCGACGAGCAUGGACCUCAAGUGGGUAAUUCCACUAAUCCUGCAAUUUCAGUUUAUCUUUGCUCAGUGGAGAACCACCGACACCGGCCACUACCGGAUCUACCUAGACGACAACCAGAGCUUAGCCAUUCCCAAACGCCUCCCCGAAGUGAAGAUACUCCAUCCUCUAACGUACGGCGACAAGUUCUACGGGCAGCUGCCGAAGAUAAACAAGAAACCCCCGAAAUACGUCAAGCUGAAGCCCAUUGACCUGGCGGAUGUCGGGAAAAGAUGCUGCGGGACCAAGUGGGCGUUGGGCGAUACGGAAGUUGCCCUCGAGGAACUCAUAAGACCCGUCUCGUUGUCGGCGUACCGGCCACCACAAGCCCGAAUCCACGAAUACCAAAACUUCGACGACGUCAAACCGGUUACCGAGAUCAUCGAGGACGACAUCAAAUACGAUUUUCGAACGAAGACGCACUCGCUGCGGUAGAGGGCCGCUUGUUAAAACGCCUCUGCUUAGUGGUGUGGUGGUUUUGUCACGGAAUAAUACAAAAGUCUAAUCGUGAAAUAAUCCUUUGUUCAGCCAAAUCCUGUUACCCUUGAACCAAUAUAUUUGGCUGUGCCCAAAGCGCGAAACUGAAUUGGAAGACCGCUCCAGACAAUUGCAAUAUAUUUCCCAAAAUUAAAAGUAUUUAAUGAAGUAAUUAAUUGGAAAAUAAAAUUGUAUGGUCAAUUCCGUGAUUUUUGCAGUUUAUACAAAAAAGUAAAAUAAACAACGGUUUCUGAAUUAUCUGUUAAACUAAAGAAAAAGAGAAUAUUUCAAUUUCGCUUCUGUAUUAUUCUGUUAUCCUGUUGAAGGAGCCAGCUGUCAGUAAUAUUUUGAUCUCAGUUUAUAAAGGGGCAGUUUCCUUCAAACACAAAGAAAAUCGAAAUGUUUGUUUCUUAACAAUACAGGGUGUAAGCAGUUUGACUGCCAUUACUUCAUCUUGAGAUAGAGUAAUCAUAA
Molecule: messenger RNA, 1216 nt
Organism: Anoplophora glabripennis (Asian longhorned beetle)
Lineage: Eukaryota; Metazoa; Arthropoda; Insecta; Coleoptera; Cerambycidae
Exons: 3
Coding region: 239-700 (153 amino acids)
Source: RefSeq, a predicted model, not a curated record